AUGGAUCCCCUCAACCUCUUGUACGACGGGGACAGGAACUGGAGCAGGGCCCUGAACGCGUCGGACGCGGCGCAGAAGCCGCACUACAACUACUACGCCGUGCUGCUCGCCAUCCUCAUCUUCAUCAUCGUCUUUGGCAACGUCCUGGUGUGCAUGGCAGUGUCCAGGGAGAGAGCCCUGCAGACCACCACCAACUACCUGAUCGUCAGCCUGGCCGUGGCUGACCUGCUGGUGGCCACGCUCUGCAUGCCCUGGGUGGUUUACCUGGAGGUGGUUGGGGAGUGGCGCUUCAGUCGCAUCCACUGCGAUAUCUUUGUCACCCUGGAUGUCAUGAUGUGCACUGCCAGCAUCCUCAACCUCUGUGCCAUCAGCAUCGACAGGUACACGGCUGUGGCCAUGCCCAUGCUCUACAACACCCGCUACAGCUCCAAGCGCAGGGUCACCGUCAUGAUCGCCGUGGUCUGGGUGCUCUCCUUUGCCAUCUCCUGCCCGCUCCUCUUCGGCCUCAACAACACAGAUGAGAAGGAGUGCAUCAUUGGCAACCCUGCCUUCGUGGUGUACUCCUCCAUCGUGUCCUUCUACGUGCCCUUCAAUCGUCACGCUGCGGUGUACGUGCAGAUCUACAUCGUGCUGCGGCGGCGCAGGAAGCGUGUCAGCACCAAGCGCAGCAGCCACGGCUACUCGGACACGCAGGCACCCCUGAAGGAGGCAGAGAGUCACAUAGAAGAGAUGGAAAUGGAGAUGGUGUCCAGUACCAGUCCCCCUGAGAAAACGGCCCUCAAACCCACAGCACCAAGUAACCACCAGUUGAUUGUGCCAGUUGCUUCUAAUCGGGGCAACAACUCUACCCUGCAGGCACCCCUGAGCAGCCCCGGGAAGGUGGAGAAGAAUGGCCAUGCCAAAGAAUCCCACCACACAGCCAGGGUCUUCGAGAUCCACUCCCUGCCCAACGGCAAGACGAGGAACUUGCUCAAGGCCGUGAUCAGGAGGAAACUGUCCCAGCAGAAGGAGAAGAAAGCCACCCAGAUGCUGGCCAUCGUGCUCGGUGUUUUCAUCAUCUGCUGGCUCCCCUUCUUCAUCACUCACAUCCUGAACAUGCACUGCGACUGCAACAUCCCGCCGGCCAUGUACAGUGCCUUCACGUGGCUCGGCUAUGUCAACAGCGCUGUCAACCCGAUUAUCUACACCACCUUCAACAUCGAGUUUCGCAAGGCUUUCAUGAAGAUCCUCCACUGCUAAAAGUCACAAACAGCACCCGCAUUUUUUUAGGAACGGAGGGGGAAGAGGAAGCGAUGCCAUCCAUGCACAGCGGGGCAGCCGGGGAGGGGGCUGGAGCUCUUGGCUUGGGCACCACCCAGUGCCCAAGCGCCUGGUGGGGAUGGAACGAGGUGGGAGGGUCUCUCACCCCGCUGGGUGACCUCUGGACCAGUCCCAAGGGCGCUUUUCAGAGCCGCCCUCACACCGUGUUGGAAGUGGAAGCGCGAGAAUCGAGGCGCUCUCGCUGGGUUCUCGCCCGUGGCCACCCGGCCUGGAGCGCACUGGACACUGAGUGGCCACGGGGCCACCAGGAGGUAGCGCUGGGUCACGGGCACAACUCUCACCAAAGACAAGGCCACCCUUCCUGGGCAGCAGGAGCCAGACAGGGCCCGUGGAAGCUCUGUGCAAUAGCUUU
Molecule: messenger RNA, 1672 nt
Organism: Poecile atricapillus (Black-capped chickadee)
Lineage: Eukaryota; Metazoa; Chordata; Aves; Passeriformes; Paridae
Gene: DRD2
Product: dopamine receptor D2
Biological process (GO): adenylate cyclase-inhibiting dopamine receptor signaling pathway; adenylate cyclase-activating adrenergic receptor signaling pathway
Cellular component (GO): glutamatergic synapse; presynaptic membrane
Molecular function (GO): dopamine neurotransmitter receptor activity, coupled via Gi/Go; G protein-coupled receptor activity
Source: RefSeq, a predicted model, not a curated record